AUGUUGGGUAACAAAUUUUUUGACAAAAUAAUUUUUGUAAUUCUGUGGUGUACAACAGGGAAUCCGGUUGCAGUGAAAAAAGCAAGUAUUAUAACAACUGAGGGGGAUACGCCAAAUAACCAACAGUGGUCUCUUCCUUUCUUUGAUAAUAAUUUCGGACUUAUCUCUAAUGGAGCAGCAAUAACACCAUCGCCUCCACGAGUAUCAAUUGUAUCAACACCACCACCAACACUAUCGACAAUUAUCGAAACCUCCUCAACUUCUGCAAGUACUGUUAAUAUCGAUCUAUCUGACACGGAACUUAAUAUAGGAUGGAGGAGUUCGUCGGUAUUACCAACAUUUGCAACUGCUCCGCCCCCACGGAACAAAAUAUCUCAAAAAAAAUGUGCUGAAUACUAUAGCACUGGAAGAAGAGCUACCAGAACAUCGAAAGUACAAGUUUUUAUUAUUAAUGGUGAAAUUUCUAAACAAAAAGAGUUUCCUCAUAUGGCAGCUUUGGGUUAUGGUGCAAAGAAUGACAAUCAGUGGUUGUGCGGAGGAAGUUUGAUAAGUGAAAACUACGUUGUAACAGCAGCUCAUUGUUUAUCAACUAAAUCUUUAGGUCCCGUUCAAUACGUUAGACUAGGAACAACAACUUUACAGACCGAAACCUUACAAUCUGAAGAUUAUAAUGUGAUUCAGAGAAUUCCAUAUCCAAGUUAUGUAGAAGGUCGCCAAUAUGAUGAUAUUGCUCUUCUUCGCCUGGAUAGAUCAGUAGAGUUUUCCGACUAUAUAGCUCCUAUAUGCCUUCAUUCAUCAACUGUUCCAGACGGCGUUAAAUUAACAGCGACUGGGUGGGGAAGAACUACUCCUACUGGAAAUACUACAGAAGAGUUAAGAAAAGUAGAGCUGGACAUUAUUUCUUUUUAUGUUUGUCAAAAAGCUUAUAGUGUAGCAUCAAAGGAGGAGCUACCAUAUGGUAUUGUGGAAAAUUCGCAAAUUUGCGCUGGAUCUUCUGACGGAUCUAAAGAUACAUGUCAGGGUGAUUCCGGUGGGCCACUUUCUUUAGUACGAGAAGGAAGAUUGUAUUUGGUGGGAAUUACUUCAUUUGGAAUUGGUUGUGCUAAGCCUGGAAUUCCUGGGGUAUAUACUAGAGUUUCACAUUACGUACCUUGGUUAGAACAAACAGUUUGGGGGCAAUGA
Molecule: messenger RNA, 1182 nt
Organism: Diorhabda sublineata
Lineage: Eukaryota; Metazoa; Arthropoda; Insecta; Coleoptera; Chrysomelidae
Product: serine protease snake-like
Exons: 7
Coding region: 1-1182 (393 amino acids)
Biological process (GO): proteolysis
Molecular function (GO): serine-type endopeptidase activity
Source: RefSeq, a predicted model, not a curated record